ACUUUUGUAAAACGUCAAUGGUAAAAACAUAAACCAAUUAGAGCAUGGUGUACCUAUGUAUUCUUGUAAUAUCCAAAAUUAAAAUAUAAAUAACAAUGUGAAUUAACUCUAUAGAGUGUUAUGAGUCGUUGUGCCAAAACUGUCGUAAUAGUUUUAUUUAUUUUUGUUUGUUUUACAUACGCGUUAUCUUUGUUUUUAAGAAUCGGUAAUAACUAUUUUGCUUCGGGUGCCUCCGAAGUUGAAAUUUGGCUUCAACAAAAUCACCUACAAAAGUAUAGUGAUUUAUUUAAGCAAAAAGGAAUAUCCCAGUUGGCCCAGUGUGGGCAGCUCGGGGAAUUACCGGAACUUCCUGCACCCGAUGAACAACGUCUUCAAAGAGCUGCACUAAUUCUACAACAAAGAUUGGUAUUGCGUCAAUGGCUUUACAAAUACAAUUUACAUUCUUAUUAUCCUAAGUUGCUGACUAUAGAAGUUACCUCUCUUGAAGACGUCUAUUGGUUGGAGGAUACCAAGGCUAAACAGGUAUUCUCCAAAGAUUUUCCUCGUUGGUCUGCUGCUAGACAAUCUCUGCCGAUUUCCAAGCAACGUUUGGAAGUACUUAAGGCUGAUCUUUGGUCAGAAGUUGUCAAAAGCAGUCAUCACCAAGACGCCUGGACAUGGGGAGGAAUGCUGGUGGUAUCCGUAUCUGUUGCAGGAUUGGUCACUUUGGCUGCUAUGACCCAACCAUCUUUAGCGCCCGAGGCCAAGCAUUCCCUACUUCAAUAUGUCACCGGAAAAUAUCUGUUACCGUCAAAUUGUAAGGUAAAUUUUCAAUGGUCAUGUCCUCAUCCCGUGGGCCAAACAGUUUGUUUUACUGUGCAAUUCUACCAACGUAAUGGACAGCCUUAUCCAAUCUGUGAUACUGAUAAUUUUACUGUUGAUGUUUGCGGAGGUUCAAGAAAGUUAGCCGUUAUAACGGAAUUGGGUUCUCCAACGGAUCCGAACAGCGCUAAUGUUGCAAAAGUUAAAUUUACCGUCCGACACGCUGGUCAGUAUCGAAUUUCCGUAAUGGUUGGUACUCAACACGUGGCCGGUAGUCCUUUUACAACUGUAUUCGUUGCCGGACCAGCUUUUGCCCAAAGGACCAUGGUUGUGAGACAUUGCAGCACUGUCGUAUGUACUGCUAAUGUCGCUCAUUUAUUGUACAUCGAACCUAGAGAUGAAUAUAGCAAUAUUUGUCGUUAUUUGUCCACCGACAAUCCAACAGAGGGUUAUACUGUUGAUAUAAUACAAUUAGGAAGUCAAUCGCACGAAUCUGAAUUAGACGUAGACAAAGAAAAUUUUACCACUAGCUUAGAUUAUGAUUGGGAAAGUCAACGAGUUAGCGUACAAUUGAAAUUUUUUAGAGAAGGCUGUUAUCACUCUACUAUUUAUUAUCAUGGUACGGAAUUACAUAAUGGAGACUUUGAUAUUAUCGUUUUAAACAGCGUAGAUUCUACUCUAGUUCAUAAAAACGUUGCUUCUAAAAAUCAUAAUAUUUGUUACGAUGCAAAAUUAGUUGGGAUUCAUGGAGAAAGAAUACCAAAACCUAAAAAAGUUUUAUGUUACGUUUCACCAAAACAACUUAUAAUUAAGGAACUUAUUUUGAAGUUUAUACCAAAGAGACUGUUCACUUUUAGGUUAUGUCCAUCAACCAAGUUUACUUUCCAUGCAGAUACAUUAAAAUUCAGCGAAUUCUACUCUUCUUCUUUCACUGUAGACGACGGCUGUCAGCCAAAAAUAGAAUUAGUUUCGAAAGACAGGAAUGUUAUAGCUGCCACAUUUGCACAAUUCCUUUUAAAGAACAUGGGUGGAUCGGAAACAUUCAAAGACAAACAAGAUUUCUUUUAUCACGAAGUAAGGAAAUUCCAUCAAAAACAUUACCAUGAGAAAAUAUCCAUGAAAGUAAACAGAGAGAAGUUACUAGAGUCGAGUAUGAAGGCGACAAAAAAUUUCUCUGUUUCAGAUUGGUGUAAGAAUUUUGAGGUUAAUUUUCAAGGUGAACAAGGUAUUGAUUGGGGAGGCUUAAGAAGAGAAUGGUUUGAAUUAAUAUGCGAACAACUCUUCGAUGCCAAAUAUAAAUUAUUUACAAGUUUCCACGAAGGACAACAAUCUUUGGUACACCCCAAUCCCGCAAGAGGUUCCCAUAUUAAAUUGAAACAUUACGAAUUCGCUGGAAAAGUUGUUGGAAAAUGUUUAUACGAAAGUGCGUUAGGUGGAUCUUACAGGCAGUUAGUUAGAGCUAGAUUUACUAGAUCUUUUUUAGCACAAGUGAUAGGACUUCGAGUACAUUAUAAGUAUUUCGAACAAGAUGAUCCAGAUUUGUAUCUAUCGAAAAUAAAAUACCUUUUAGAUCAUAAUAUCGACGAAAUAGAUACUGAAUUGUAUUUCGUUGAAGAACAAUACGAUUCUAACGGACAGCUAGUCAAAACCGUCGAAUUAGUCCCGAACGGUUCUAAAAUUAAAGUCGUAAAUAGUACAAAACAACAUUAUUUAGAUGCUCUAGCGCAAUAUAGAUUAGCUACAAAUAUAAAAGACGAAAUGGAAGCUUUCCUUAGAGGAUUAAACGAGUUGAUCCCCGAUAAUCUUUUGAGUAUAUUCGAUGAAAACGAAUUAGAACUUCUUCUCUGCGGUACCGGUCAGUAUAGUAUCGCAGAUUUCAAAGCCCAUCAUGUUGUUAACGGUAACUCUACAGAAUUCCGAAGAAUAGUUGGUUGGUUUUGGGCGGCAGUGGGUAACUUCACACAAGAAGAAAUGGCUAGGUUGCUACAAUUCACUACAGGUUGCUCUCAGUUACCUCCAGGUGGAUUCAGAGAAUUAACACCUCGGUUUCAAAUCACUGCAGCUCCUACUUUUGGAAAUCUCCCGACCGCACAUACUUGUUUCAAUCAACUUUGUCUACCUGACUAUGAUUGCUAUGAACACUUUGAAAAAUCUCUUUUGUUGGCGAUAAGUGAAGGCACAGAAGGAUUUGGAAUGGUUUGACCACAACUGUGAUUUAUUUAAGAUAUUAGUAACAUAUUUUCGUUACUUGAUUAUAACCAAAAGAUAUUACAUGAAAAAAAAAGGUUGCUUAUAUAAUAUUUUGUGUACGUCCAGAAUUGCAUAACUACUAUAAAAACAAAUUAAUGCUGUUAUUCAUUCAUUGAAACAAAUAUUAAAUAGAUAAUAUUGAAAAAAUAUGAAAGUGGUACGGUUUUACGGUUUUUUCAAAGUUGAGUAUAAUAUUUUUACUUAUAUUGUGAAUCACAAGUCCCAAUGUUGUUGUCGAAUUCAACUAAGGUGCAAAAUCCUAAUUAAAGUAUUAGAUAUUGGCAUCCAAAUUUGGUUAUUAUUAUUAUUAUAUAUUAUUACUUUGACUCAUUUGUAAAACUUUAACAAUAAAGUUUUUAAAGGCUCUUCUGGUUCACCAAGUAAUGGAAUGAAACUUUACCACCGGAACAGUACAUUGUAUUAGUUUCAUCUUCCCAUUUGAAAGUAUCACAAUAGUGACAUUUUUUAUUCAUUGAGCCAAUAACAAUCAAAGGAUGAUUAUGAUAUUAAAUGAAGGAUCUUAUUGAAACCUAGUACCAUUGAAUACCGACCAAUCCUUACACAUGAAAUUACGACGGCGUGUGGUCAGCUUUUCUGCAUUAUCAAUUCUUCUUGCCUGCGAUUGUUCUGGCGUUUCUAUCGCUCUUCUAGCUGCCUGCAACGUAGCUUGUCUUUCUGAACGAAAUCGUAUCUGAAGAGGAUUUUCAGCUGCUCUCAAAACACUUUGUCGCUUUGCUUGCUGUUGUCUUCUCACGUUUGCUGCACGGGGCUUUUGCUUCCGAUGCAUUUUUAAAGAACAGAGUAAAUUAAAACAAAAAGUAAGAUCUAGAAUAAUGAUAUUGACACAUAACCUCAAAAAUUCAAAUAGUUCUACACCGCAUAUAUAAUGGCAAUAAUAACAAUAAAUCCAAAUAGCUGAAACUAUAGUCAAUUGGGUUGGAUAUUGAUGUGACGUUGGUGGUAGAGUACGCAGGGUUGGAACUCCAUUACAGGAUGCUAGAUAGCGUUGAGGAAGCUAGACUUUGAGAUUUUUAACAAAAAAUUGUUUUAUGUCACGUAAAAAAUAAUUUUUUUUUCAUAAAAAGUAUCCUAUGUUAUUUCUAAUAGCUUCAAAAAUAUGUGUACAAAGUUUUAUGAUGAUCGAUUAAGUAGUUUAUUAAGAAAUAAUUAGUAUUAGGUUUUUAGUGUAAUGACGCAAAUUUGGGAAAUAAAAUAUUUCCUUUUUCUAUUUUUAAUUUUUAUAAUAAAUAUGAAAAUACUUAUUAUAUAUCAGAAACAGUGAUGAUAGGUAUAAGACAUUGUACUUGAAUUAAAGAAUCUGAAUAAUAGAUAAUAUGCGGGGAUGCAUUUAAAAUAAGAAACUUGACAUUGGCCACUGUCACAUGACACACGAUAUAAUUUAUUUAUAUUUAUAUUAACGUAUUCAAGCGUUUUUACCAAUACGCCGUCAUUUAUUUAUUAACGAAUUUAUUUCAAUUAGCAGUUUCACUUCGUAGUUUUAAGCAAUAUAUAAUCAUUUAAAAUGCUGUUUCUCAACUAGAAGAUAAUAAAGAUGAUAAAAUUUCGUAAUAUGUAUCAAAAUAUUUUUUCACCUGAACGUACACAAAAGGUAGCUAUAUAAUUUUAAUUUAAAAAUAUAUAUUUGUCAAUUAAAUCUCUGCACCCUUAUAAUGAAAAAAUGGUAACCAGUAUUUAAUACUUAUCAAAAGAUUACCUUUUAGUUCUACAAUCAGUUUGUCUAUAUAUUAGUUUUGUUAAGGUUUUUCUGAUCUAAGUAAACUAUACUAUCUUCAAUAGAAAUGAUCAAUCCGAAUCAUCUAAUCCAUGGCUGCGGUACUCGCGUUAAGACCUAGAUGAGUUGUCAGUCUUCUGUAAAGCAACCAUUUUCCAAUUUGACAAUAAUGGAAGCUUUCUGAAUUUCAGUUAACCAAGGAGACAUUGAGUACAUUUUUAAUUCAAUUGAACUCAAAUUGAUUAUUGAAUUAUGUGUCACUGCCAGUGACAGUGACAUUAGAUAGAAACUCUGAUGUAAGUGUAUGCUUUUUCAAUGAACAGAAUUAUACUUUCAGAUAGUAUGACAGCUGCUAUUGGGGCAAAAAUGGCUGUCAUAGCUAUUUUAAAAACAUACUAGUGUAAAGUUUUAUCUUGAUCAGGUAAUAACUUUUAUUUACAACCAUAUAUGACAUUCUGUCAUUACUAAUGUCAUUGAAGGUUGGAAAGUGUCAUAUUAUACAUCUCUACUUCCCUACUUCCUAAAAUUUUUCUCAUCUAUUCUAGAUGAAUAUUUUUUAUAUUUAAAAAUAUAAAUUUAUUAUAAUACCUAUUGAAUGGCAAUUUUUUUAAAUUUAAUGUUUUAGAUAUGUUCAGAACGAAACAAAGAUUUAUUAAUUUUGAUAGAAAUAUAGUUUCUUAUAGAAUAGUAUAAAAACUUCUGUAGGAAGUUUCAUUCUUGUCUCCGGUCUUGGUUAACUAUAUCUAAUCCCUCGACACUAAUGAAAUUCUUCUCACGUCGGUGUGUAAUAUACUAUUUUUAAUCUGUUCCUUUUUUCUCAACUUUGUAAUUAUUUUGGUACGACAAUUCGAACCUUGACGAAUUGAAGAUAUUUCAUCUAUAGUAAAACACUCUGUAAUUUCUUUUCUCUGCCUACGAUUUUUCUGUCAAAUCGGUUUAAGAUUUCUUCAUUGUCCGUGGAAUCACAAUCUAGCUUAAAAACUUCUAUUUUAAUUGUUUUCUUUUCCGGGCUAUCAGUAUCAAAUAAUCUUCUGUUACCAUGGUUACCGCAUACUAAAGACAGCGUCAUCUUUUUGACAUACUGUGCUUGAAUUAUUAUGAAAAUGCCGCCUAUGAAGUAAAAAAUUUCUGAUUAUGAAAGUUUUAACUGUUAGCAUCAAAAAUAAUAAAAGCUGAACCAAACCAAGACAUGGCCCUCUUGUCAGAGUCAUCUUACAAAAAUCUUUCCUGGUACUGAUAUAUUUAAGAUGUUAGAUAAUAUGUCGAAAGAAGUGAAAGUUUGGGGUCAUUAGAACCAGUAAAAACCAUCAAAAACACUCUUUAGCUUUGUUUAUAAGUGCCUAUAUUACAGUAUCCGUUAUGUUACCUCUCAUUGUUAGUUAUCUGAUGUUGUUAUGUUGGUAAAUACACUUAGAAGCAGUUUUUUUUAUGUGAACAUUUAAACUUGACUUACUAUGUAUCAAAUAAAAAAGGCCAUGUUUUCACAACAUGGGUUCAGAAACAUAUUAAAAGCACUACCACAGAUUUAUACUUUUGUAUUUACUUACUACAUUUAUAGUUUUUUCACUUCCGAAGAAGUAUUAUUUUUACAAUUUCAAUUAUUGUGUACUUAAUAUCAGUUUUUGUGUAACGUAUUUUAUGUAACCAUUAUGUAUUUUCUAAUUCCAUCGAUAAGUAUUAUUUAAUUAUUAUUUAUUAUAAAAAAAGACAAGAAUAAUGGAAGAAACUUCAACAAAUAAAAUUAAAACAUUUUAACUAUCAAUUUUAUUUGUUUGUUGAUAAAUUAUUUAUUUAUAGUAUUAUUUGCAAUACUUAUUUGGAGGAUCUGAUUGUCCCUUCGCUAACAAAACAAUUUUUCUGUUAUCACAAAUUAUUACUUGAUAAUCACCCUAAUUAGCGGUUGAGAAACAAUUAUUUAUACUUAUAUAACCUUAAAUUCACCGGCAAGAGACUCUUCCUUAAGAAGUUGUAUUUGGCGUCAGUUAAAGUAUAUAAACUGGUACUCAGAUGGGGUGAACAAUUAAUAUUAAAUUGGAUGCCACCAGCUUUUCAACGAACGACUUUAAAGUCACUAAAAACAGUGGAAAGAUGGAAACAUCAUAAUGAAAAUCUGAAACUGAGAACAUUAUGAUACAUAUUUUAUUACAAAAAGAUGACUAGAAGAAAUAAUUUAUUUUAAAUUGAAAUAUGAG
Diorhabda sublineata is the source of this 6975-nucleotide messenger RNA. RefSeq names its product apoptosis-resistant E3 ubiquitin protein ligase 1. Bases 121 to 3003 code for a protein of 960 amino acids. The record is from RefSeq and is a predicted model, not a curated record. Gene Ontology annotation, molecular function: ubiquitin-protein transferase activity. Lineage: Eukaryota; Metazoa; Arthropoda; Insecta; Coleoptera; Chrysomelidae. Gene Ontology annotation, biological process: positive regulation of protein catabolic process; proteasome-mediated ubiquitin-dependent protein catabolic process; negative regulation of apoptotic process. The transcript has 13 exons.